AUGCGUUCCUUCGUUGGCCUUGCCGGACUGGCCUUUCUCUCAUCCGCGGUGCUGGCUGCGCCAGCCCCAGCUAUCACAGCACCAGCUACGCUCGAGAACCGUGCCGCGUCCUGCACAUUCUCUGGCUCCAGCGGUGCUGCUUCAGCUAGCAAAUCCAAGACUUCAUGCUCGACCAUCGUCUUGUCAAAUGUUGCCGUGCCGUCGGGAACCACACUUGACCUGACUGGUCUCAAUUCCGGAACCAAGGUCAUUUUCGAAGGCACCACCACCUUCGGCUACAAAGAGUGGUCCGGUCCCCUCGUCUCCGUCUCCGGAACUGACAUCACCGUCGAAGGAGCCUCUGGCGCCGUCCUGAACGGKGAUGGCUCCCGCUGGUGGGACGGCGAGGGCAGCAACGGCGGCAAGACUAAGCCCAAGUUCUUCUACGCUCACAGCCUCAAGUCAUCUUCCAUCAGCAACCUCAAAAUCCUGAACUCCCCCGUGCAGGUUUUCAGCAUUGACGGUGCUCAAACUCUCACUCUCGACUCUAUUACGAUUGAUAACUCGGCUGGUGAUUCUGCAGGUGCUCACAACACAGAUGCGUUUGAUGUUGGUGACUCCAAUGGUGUUACCAUCUCGAACGCUAUUGUGCAGAAUCAGGAUGAUUGCUUGGCUGUCAACUCUGGCACAAACAUCAUCUUCACUGGUGGUACCUGCUCCGGUGGCCAUGGCUUGUCCAUUGGAUCCGUAGGAGGCCGCUCCGACAACACUGUUAAUACCGUCCACAUCGAGAAUUCCACCAUCAAGAACUCCCAAAACGGUGUUCGCAUCAAGACCGUCUAUGGCGCCACCGGCUCCGUCUCCGGCGUAACCUACAAGGACAUCACACUCUCCGGCAUCACCAAAUACGGCAUCGUCAUCGAGCAGGACUACGAGAACGGCAGUCCUACCGGUACCCCCACCACCGGCGUCCCCAUCACGGGUCUUACCAUCGAUGGUAUUACGGGUAGCGUCAGCAGCUCUGCCACCGACGUCUACAUUCUGUGUGGCAGUGGUAGCUGCUCUAACUGGACCUGGGAGGGUGUUACUUUCACCGGUGGAAAGAAGAGCAGCAGCUGUAAAAAUAUCCCUAGCGGCGCUAGCUGCUAA
This is a messenger RNA of Talaromyces amestolkiae, 1128 nucleotides long. RefSeq lists its product as uncharacterized. Gene Ontology annotation, molecular function: polygalacturonase activity. The coding region runs from base 1 to 1128 and encodes 375 amino acids. Gene Ontology annotation, biological process: pectin catabolic process. The record is from RefSeq and is a predicted model, not a curated record. NCBI's taxonomy places the organism in Eukaryota, Fungi, Ascomycota, Eurotiomycetes, Eurotiales, Trichocomaceae. Gene Ontology annotation, cellular component: extracellular region. The transcript is spliced from 4 exons.